AAAACCACAAAAUUCUCUUAAAAAAAUCUAUCUUGAUUCUGUUUGUUGUGCAACAAUUCUGUGUGUUUGUUGGUGUGGUUUCUUGGCCAUGCAUCUAGUUUUUGUAUGAGCUGUGAAGUAGUAUUGAAUAGAUGUCGGAUUUGGAGAGAUGGUAAGUAUUCAAGUCGGGGUAUGAGUUUAGAAUUACAACUUUCAAAAACAGGCGUAAGAUUGUGAUGAAAGAAAGCUUGACGGUUUUGAACGAAACUAAUUCACAGGUGCACCACAAUGUCUAUGUAAGAAUCGGUUCUAAAUAAGCUCGGCCAACUUGAAACUCGUGGCCGAACAUAUCUUUCCAGUCACUCUGCCUCUGUUACCAAACACGACAACAAUACCACCUCCUCAAGUGUCCAAAUUUAAAGACGUCGGCGCCAAAAAAUUCAAACACACGCACUUACCAUUCUCAUACUCAGAGAGAGAGAGAGACAGAGAGAGAAACCGACAAUGCCGACAAUCUUCAUCGCCCUUCAAUGUUGCCAAUGUUCCACUAUGCAGGUGAAGCAACAGAAGAAGAGUAGUAACAAAUGGAUCUGUGUAGUGUGCAACCAGAAGCAGUCGGUACGGAAAGUGUUUGCCCAGGGUUUGAUGGCCAAGGACGUCCGCAAAUUCGUUCAGAGCUUCAACAUGUCCCGCCAAUUCGCCCAUCAGCAGCAAGAACAGCUCGUAGACGAAGAGGAAGAAACCCUAGCUCCGUCAACAGAAAAGAUCGACAAUCAUGACCAUUGGAAGAAUAAGAAGGUGAAGAGAAUUGACUGGACCGAGUACAUUGAUCCUCAGGACGAAGCCGAUCUCGCAGAAAUCAGAGAAGAAGAAGAAGAGCAAUCAGAGGAGGAGCCAAGCAAAAGCCGGCCAAUGAAGGCACAGGGGAAUUCCAAAUGGGGUUAUAAUGCUACACAGGCUGAAGAAAAUUUUCCAAAUAAGAAUCAGAGAAUAGGUCAACCUACAACAUGCAUGGGGUCUUCCAAAUGGAAAACCUACAUAACCAAAGACGACGAUGACAAUUUUGCAGAUAAGGUACCAUGCAAAUGUCAGCCAAUAACAGUCGAAAGGGCUUCUAAAUGGACAGGUUAUGUGGAAGAAGAUGGUGAUGAUGAUUUGCAGGCAAAAAGUGGAAGAGACAAGGCCGAUUAUAUGGGUCAAUGGAACCACAAUGCAUUCGAUACCAUAGAGAAAGAUCAGAAGGUAGAAGAAGACAUCCACCCUGAUUUUCUCUGAACAGUCCGGUGGCUUUGCAUUAUAGUGUCCUGUAGAUGGUGAAUCAAACUUUGGCUGCAACCCUCCUAUGUUUUGUUCAAUGGUUUUGCAUAUAUUUCAGUUGCAAUGCAUGCUUAGUCACAUAGACAUCAAGAAAAAGAAAAUAACUCCAUAACCAAGCUGACACUAUAUAAUUCAAUAGG
This is a messenger RNA of Ilex paraguariensis (yerba mate), 1436 nucleotides long. The record is from the annotation of a GenBank genome assembly. NCBI's taxonomy places the organism in Eukaryota, Viridiplantae, Streptophyta, Magnoliopsida, Aquifoliales, Aquifoliaceae.